AUGAGUGGCGCAGUAAACAACAACACAUCAGGUGGCCGCAAAAGUCAUGUGCUUGAAUUGUUGAGCUGGCACUGUGCGAAUGCACUUACACAGGCUGCAGCUGUGUCUUCUUUUGUAAGCGGCCUCAAUCUUGAGCUCAGAGGUCUAGUGCGUGCGCUGGCACGCCUAGCCUCUAUGCUUGGUCACUUUGGGGGCUUGGAGGGUGGUUUAGUGUGCACACUGGUGUGCCUAUCCACCCUCACCAUCAACCUUGGGCAGGGAGGUCUAGUGUGCACGCCAGUGCACCUAGCCUCUAUGCUUGAGCAUUCUGGGGACUUGGAGGGUGGUUUAGUGUGCACACUGGUGCGCCUAUCCACCCUCACCAUCAACCUUGGGCAGGGAGGUCUAGUGUGCGCGCUGGCGUGCCUAGCCUCUGCACUGUCCAAUACUUGGGUAAUCUGGCGGUUUAUCAAGUUGUUUUUUUUUGGUAAAUUCACUCUCAGUAGUGUGCUGUACAAUGCCAAGGCAGGGAGGGCCCCUCCGCUGCAGCUUUGUAUUAGCUAG
Molecule: messenger RNA, 543 nt
Organism: Suillus bovinus
Lineage: Eukaryota; Fungi; Basidiomycota; Agaricomycetes; Boletales; Suillaceae
Exons: 6
Coding region: 1-543 (180 amino acids)
Source: RefSeq, a predicted model, not a curated record